AUGUUUAGAGAUAGAACAAACUUAUUUUUAUCAUAUCGUCGUACGGUUCCACGUAGUUUGCCCCGAAAUGACAGACGAUUUGAGUCUUUGGUGGAAGAAGAAGAAGGAUUGAUUGAAUCUAGAAGAAGUGAUAGAAGGCAACGAUAUCAAGAUAACAAUGACUCUAUAGAAAUGAAGGCCUUACCGCCAUCGAUCUUUGAUAUUUCGAAAGAAAUUGAUGACAAUUUAUUGCAAAUAAAAGGAAAGACCAGUGAAUUGAAUUCAUUAUAUAAAAAAUUAUUAAUAACUAAUUAUAACGAGAAACAAGCAAUUGAAAAUAAGAUCGAAAAUUUGAAUUAUGAUAUAACAAAGAAGUUUGAAGGGUCGUAUGUGUUGAUCAAGAAGUUUGAAUUUUUACAGAAGAACCAUGGUAAAUUGAAUUUAGAUUAUUCUAAUAAUGAGAUAUCGAUUAUUGAAUCGUUCAAGAAAAAUUAUGCAUUGAAGAUCCAGGAAAGUUCAUUGAUCUUUAGAAAUUUGCAAAAUAAUUAUAUAAAAUUCUUAAAGGAUGACGAAGAUGAAACAGACACAUUGAUCAAUGAUUCUAAUAAAGACCAAUUUAAUUUAAUUGAGAACGAGGAAGAGUCUCGAAAUAUUGAAAAUUAUUCCAAGCAAAUACUACAACAAACUCAAAUACAUUCAUCAAAUUCACAAUUUCUUCAGACUAGGGAACGAGAAAUUUCAAAACUUGCCAUGGGUAUUUUGGAAAUAUCAACUAUUUUCAAGGAAAUGGAGAGUAUGGUAAUUGACCAGGGAAGUAUACUAGAUAGAAUUGAUUAUAAUAUAGCAAACACUGCACAAGAUUUGAAGAGUUCCGAGAAAGAGUUAGUAAAAGCUCAAGGUUAUCAAAAGAGAACAACAAAAUGUAAAUUAAUAUUUUUGUUAUCCUUGAUUGUUUUUGCAUUGUUCAUUAUCGUCCUUGUUAAACCUCACGGUAAAACAAAAGUAGUCGAGAAACCACCGCCUGAUACUAAUCCCGAAGAUAGGCCCACUAUAAAUAAUCCCGAAGACUCAUCAUCAGGGAUGAAGGAUGAAAAUGCUAAAGAUAAUUCAAAUGCUAAUAUUGAUGAUGGUCUCUACAAGUUCAUAUGA
Messenger RNA from Debaryomyces fabryi, 1128 nucleotides. It is a transcript of the gene TLG2, whose product is annotated as Tlg2p. The transcript has a single exon. NCBI's taxonomy places the organism in Eukaryota, Fungi, Ascomycota, Pichiomycetes, Serinales, Debaryomycetaceae. The coding region runs from base 1 to 1128 and encodes 375 amino acids. The record is from RefSeq and is a predicted model, not a curated record. Gene Ontology annotation, biological process: intracellular protein transport; vesicle-mediated transport; vesicle fusion. Gene Ontology annotation, cellular component: endomembrane system; SNARE complex; membrane. Gene Ontology annotation, molecular function: SNAP receptor activity; SNARE binding.